Molecule: messenger RNA, 2196 nt
Organism: Symsagittifera roscoffensis
Lineage: Eukaryota; Metazoa; Xenacoelomorpha; Acoela; Convolutidae
Exons: 4
Coding region: 292-1995 (567 amino acids)
Source: RefSeq, a predicted model, not a curated record
AGGGAUUAAGACAGAUAAGUUUCCACAUUAACCAUUGAUGUUGGCCGUGAGCUGAUUAUUUCGAAUUCCUCCUUAUCAAAGAAUAAUCGCCUUUCAUAUACUGAAAUUCCUGUUCGACUGAAACUUCUCAGACUUUCUUUUCCAGUGCGCUGCUCUUGAAAGCUUUCUGCAUCUGAACCAUUCUUCUUUAGGACGACUCCGAUCAGUGCCCCGCCCGCUUAGAUAAACCCUCACCGCAAACAGUAUUGCCACCAGUUAGGCAAAAACUAUAGAAUAUUCUAGUCAUCAGUUAUGGAUUGUUGCAUGAAGCCCACUGUGUUUCAAGUUAUAUUAAUUGUUAUACAAGUUAAUACUUUUACGAGUAUCGCUGCAGGGGACUUUCAAGUGAAAAACCUCGUGAUUGGCGAACCAGUUUCGGGUAAAACAGAAUUUAGACUUGGUGUUAUGGCUCCCGAUUUUAUGGAUUACAGCUUAUCACCCCUUUCUCUCAAUUCAACUGUAGUUACGCUCAAGUACAGCGUUGAAAAAAUGUUGCCAGAGCUGCUCCCAAAUUAUUAUUUCAAUAUGAGUUACGUGGAUUCCAGUUGCGAUUCCGAAAAAUUCAUCAUUACAACAGAUUUGAUACAUUAUUACAGAAUCCAGGCUAUUUUUGGUCCUAUGUGCAUAAACCUGUUGGCGUCAACCGCCUCUGCAGCCAAAACAGUUGGAAUAAAUGCAUUGACGGUUGGCAGUCAAAGUUUGGCUAAUGGUAAAGAUACUAUGGUGCGACUGAUUUCCCCCUUUAAGCACUACGGAAGCUUAGACAAAACAAACGCGGGUCUUGAUCUCAAUUACGCUUACGUUGUGAACAUCCUAUUUGUUCAUUUCGGAUGGCCAAUUUCUGAUAUAGUCGCAGUUUAUCAUUCUAACCAUACGAACUCAAAGGGACACGACUUGAAUAUCGCGCCUUUGUGGUGUCUUGCGUUCGAUUGGGUAAAUUUUGUCGCUGGUGAAAGAUCUGAAUUUUCCCAAUUGGGUUUGCAUACUUCUGUUGACAAAAAUGGGAACGAAGUUUUGGACGAGUUAACUGAAAGGCAACUUAAGUUCCUCACGUUGGCCAGGACUUUCGUCCUUGGAAUGGAAGCGAAAUUUGUGCGGCAAUUUUUGUUCAUGAUUUUCUGCGAAAAGAAAGGCAAAUUUAAAAUUGAAGAGUACGUUAUAAUUUAUUUGCAACCAAGUUACGUACUUGGCUCAAAUAUCGACGACCGGCUUUGGAAAGACCCUGAUUCAAAAGUAGCUGAAGAUUCAGCGCAAAACAAGUGUUUGAAACGUGUUUUCAGACAUGUUUUGAUUGUGCGACCUCAAGAUACUUUUGCGGGAAACAUGCAAAAGUAUGAACAAAUUAAAUACGGCUUUAAUCGAGCAUGUGCUCUGAGCCCACUGAAAAACUGUCAGGUUCUCGAAACACCAUCUAAUUUUCAGUAUGUGGCUGCCACUUACGAUGGAGUACGACUGCUCAUGCAGGCUAUGAACAAAUCUAUUUCGGAGAAUAACAAAAAGCUUGAAAACGAAGAUGUAAAUCAAGUCCUAUUCCCGUUCGUCGCCGGAAAACAUUUCUACGACUCUAAUUUCGCCGGUGCUUCCGACAUAGUUUUCAACGAUGCUGGCGAAAGAGUGACCAAAAUGGAACUGUGGCGUAUGGAAGAUACAGAAACCGGCAUCUUUUCAGCUCAUGUUGUUUUUGACUUUGACGGAACCAAUGUCACUAAGGGUCCUGGAGUACCUUGGAUUGGAGGAAGUGCGCCCAAAAACAACCCAGGCGUUGUUUCUGACAAUCAAUGCAGUCACCAGCAUUCUCAUACAGGCCUGACGAUUCUGAUCUUCUUUCUGGUAGCAUGUGUCGUGUUUCUCCUGGCUAUUCUUACUUUGAUUGGGAUCGUUAUGUACACGAGGGGCAUGACGGAGCGGUCGCUCAGAGAAACAAUCGUUCCAUUUUUUGUGACAACUGAACAAUGAUUUUCGAGAAAUUGCAGAGGUACCUGUUCAAAAUUGCAUGACAAAAUUUUGCGGUAGAAAGAGAAUCUGUGCUUCGGCGAUGUUAAUAUUGACGUAUACUGAGCUUAUUUAAUCUUUUUGAAGUGAUUUGUAUUUGGAUAAAACCAUACAGAAUAGACUAAUCAAAGUUGUAUGCAAUUUUUGAAUUUAAUUGUAUACUUG